AUGAGUUGUGUUGAUAAUGGUAAAAUGUGUCAUGGGCAGGCUGUGAAAAAUGGGGUUGAUUUUGUUUUGCCGGUGGAGAAUUCAUUGGCUCAUAUGUAUGGUUCUUGUGGGUAUGUGGAGGUUGCUAGGGUGAUGUUUGAUGGAAUGGUGAGCCGGGAUUUGGUUUCGUGGAACUCAAUGAUUGAUGGGUAUGUUAAAGUUGGUGACUUGAGUGCUGCACACAAGUUGUUUGAUGUAAUGCCUGAGAGGAAUUUGGUUACUUGGAAUUGUUUGAUUAGUGGGUAUUCGAAGGGUAGGAAUCCUGGUUAUGCGUUGAAGUUGUUUAGAGAAAUGGGCAGGCUGAGAAUUAGAGAGAAUGCUAGGACAAUGGUUUGUGCAGUUACGGCUUGUGGUCGGUCGGGUAGACUUAAAGAAGGAAAAUCGGUUCAUGGGAGUAUGAUUAGGUUGUUUAUGAGGUCAAGUUUGAUUCUUGACACUGCUUUGAUAGAUAUGUAUUGUAAAUGCGGGAGAGUUGAGGCGGCUAGUAAAGUUUUUGAGAGGAUGAGUAGUAGGAAUUUGGUUUCGUGGAAUGCAAUGAUUUUGGGGCAUUGCAUCCAUGGGAAUCCUGAGGAUGGACUGAGCUUGUUUGAUUUAAUGGUUGGGAUGGAGAGAGUGAAAGGUGAAGUUGAGGUUGAUGAAAGUUCAAGUGCAGAUAGGGGUUUGGUGAGGUUACUCCCUGAUGAAAUAACAUUUAUUGGCAUUCUUUGUGCGUGUGCUCGGGCGGAACUGUUGAGUGAAGGCAGGUCUUACUUUAAGCAAAUGAUUGAUGUGUUUGGGCUGAAGCCGAAUUUCGCUCAUUUUUGGUGCAUGGCAAAUCUUCUUGCAAAUGUGGGGCUUAUUGACGAGGCAGAAGAAUGCCUGAAGAACAUGGCUAAAUUUGAUGGGUAUAUCUCACAUGAGUCAUUGUUAUGGGCAAGUUUGCUCGGUUUGUGUCGUUUCAAGAGAGACGUUUACUUAGGGGAACAGAUUGCCAAACUUCUUAUUGACACGGAUCCUAAUAACCUAGCCUAUUACCAGUUUCUGCUUAUCAUUUAUGCAGUGGCUGCUCAAUGGGAGAAUGUUUCAAGAGUGCAAAAACUGAUGAAGGAAAGAAAGUUAGACAUAAUACCCGGAAGCAAUCUUGUGGACUUGAAAAAUAUUGUUCACAAUUUCAAAGUGUCAAACAAUUGGCGUGAAGGAAUUGAAGCUGUAAACAUAAUGAUGAAUGAACUAUCUCAUAGAUUUGGGUUGCCUUGUGCUGAUUCUGGACAAUCAUCGGUGGACCAGAGAGAGUUGCAAAAACCAGGAUGA
Molecule: messenger RNA, 1329 nt
Organism: Medicago truncatula (barrel medic)
Lineage: Eukaryota; Viridiplantae; Streptophyta; Magnoliopsida; Fabales; Fabaceae
Product: pentatricopeptide repeat-containing protein At3g51320
Exons: 1
Coding region: 1-1329 (442 amino acids)
Biological process (GO): RNA modification
Molecular function (GO): protein binding; RNA binding
Source: RefSeq, a predicted model, not a curated record